AUGCCAACACCAUGGGCUGAGAACGCCGACUUGGUGGCUCGCUUCCGCGCACUAGACAGCGCCGGCGUGGUCGGCAACGCGCUCGUGCCGUCGUCGCCGCCGCCGCCGGCCACGGCGCGCCUCGACAGCUAUGGCCUCGUGUGGCCGGACCUCACGGCGCUGGCCAAGGAGGCGCUGCUCUGGGACAUGGGCUUUGUCCGCGCGAGCACGUUCCCGGACGACGUCGCCCAAGUAUACACUGCGUGCGAUGGUAACACCAACUCGGGCAGCUCGAUGGCGUCGAUCGCAGUCUCGGAAGCGGCCUUCUUGGCGUCGCAGGCGAAUGCGACCGUGCGCACCUGCGCCGGCGCCAACGGCAACUACACGCGGCAAGAGAACGCACAUGGCAUGUUCCUCGGUAAAGUCGUCAAGUGCGCCGUACCACUGCUGCCCGACACGACGCCCAACAGCUACGCGAGCAUGUGGGCCCAGGACGGCCUCGACGCAACGACCGUGCCGGACCCGCGGCUCUGGCGCCACGAGUGGCACAGCAUUGGCUUCCCGAGCUUUCUCCUCUUUGCGAUCCAUACGGUGCCUGCGCAGUUUACCGAGACCGCAUGGGGCAAGUGCCCGGCGACGACUGCGCCCGGGUCGCUCAUCGUCCCGUGCACGGUUUACAAGCCGGGCAACUUUUCGAGUCUGGUGUUUUCACCGCCGAACACCGAGUGGUGUCUCCCGCGCCCGUCGAGUGCCAUGGACAAGUGGCUCACAGCGAUCCACGAUGCCAAAACGAACCGCGACGAGGUUAAGCCCGCCGUCUCGACGCUGACGAUCGUCCUCAUCGCCGUGCUCGCAUUCUUGCUGCUGGGCGUGAUCGCCUAUGUCUGUCUACGCCGGCCACGCCGGCCACGCGGCGACCACGACGGCUCGCAGAGCCCCACGAGCAGCUACUACCACGCGACACGGCCGACGCUCGGGACAGGCUCGGGCCAUGGCUCAAGCCAGGCCAAGCAGACCAUCACCACGUCGUCCAAAGCGCUCAAUGCGUUCCAAGAAGACCCGUAUUUGUGCUCGAAGCGGCUGCCAUACUCGUCGAUCACAUACAGUCGCAUGCUCUCGAAAGGCGCGUUUGGCGAAGUCUGGCUCGGUACGCUCACCGAUACGUCGCCGCGCCCCGUCGCGAUCAAGCGCAUUCUGGACGCCAAGCGCGCAGACGCGGCCGAGCUCGAGUGCUUUGCGGACGAGAUUCGACUCAUGGCGCUCUUCUCGCACCCCAACAUUGUGCACUUUCUCGGUUUUGGCUGGAACACGCUGCAAAACAUGUGCGCUGUCACCGAGUACCUCGCGAACGGCGACGUCUCGGGCUACUUGGCAGUUCAUCGCGCUGUCGCGUACGACGUCAAGAUUGCGAUUGGUCUCGGUGUAUUGAAUGCGGUCCAGUACCUCCACACGCUGGACCCGCCCGUGAUCCACCGGGACUUGAAAGGUCGGAACGUGCUCUUGAGCGACGCGCUCGUUGCGAAAUUGAGCGACUUUGGUAUUUCCCGGCAGCGAAUUGCAGAUGAGACGAUGACCGUGGGGGUCGGCACGGCGUUCUGGACGGCCCCCGAAGUGCUCCUCGGCCUCAAGUACGACGCGUCCGUCGACGUCUACUCGUUUGGCGUCAUCAUGACCGAGCUCGACACGCAGCACGCACCGUACGCGGAUAUCAAGGGCGUGCCGAGUAUGCACAUUGUACAAAAGGUCACGGGCCAAGACGGCGCGCCGGCGCCACUGCGACCGACGUUGACUCGUGACGCGCCUGCGUGGUUUGUGGCGACGGCCAAUGCGUGCAUGGAGCGAGACCCGACGCGGCGCCCAACGAUCUCGGAGCUUCGCGACCGGUUCACCGACGCACUCCGCGCUGACGCGCAUAUCUAAGCGGCACUUUAACUUAAUUUGACAUGGUCAACGCAAGGUUGCAGGUACAUGCAUGAUCCUUGCGUCGUCGAGUCGUUAAA
Molecule: messenger RNA, 1979 nt
Organism: Saprolegnia diclina VS20
Lineage: Eukaryota; Oomycota; Saprolegniomycetes; Saprolegniales; Saprolegniaceae
Product: TKL protein kinase
Exons: 2
Coding region: 1-1899 (632 amino acids)
Biological process (GO): protein phosphorylation
Molecular function (GO): protein kinase activity; ATP binding
Source: RefSeq, a predicted model, not a curated record